AUGGAAGAAAUAUGGGAAUACGAUCAAGAGGUGCCUAAUUUUUUCCACAAUAACGGCGGUUGCAAGUAUUGUGCAACAGCAACUGUGAAUCCUAUUCGUGGAAAAAAUGGGGGAUAUGAUGAUAUUGGGAGAGAAAAUGCCGUUCAUGGACAAUUUUAUUUCAACACUUAUGGUGGUGUUGAUGGGUAUUGUAAUGAUAAUAAAGAUGGAGCUCAGUGCAGUCAGUCUGGAUGUGGGCAAUAG
This is a messenger RNA of Lodderomyces theae, 243 nucleotides long. RefSeq lists its product as uncharacterized. Lineage: Eukaryota; Fungi; Ascomycota; Pichiomycetes; Serinales; Debaryomycetaceae. The record is from RefSeq and is a predicted model, not a curated record. The transcript has a single exon. The coding region runs from base 1 to 243 and encodes 80 amino acids.